Kazachstania africana CBS 2517 is the source of this 1245-nucleotide messenger RNA. RefSeq lists its product as uncharacterized. The record is from RefSeq and is a predicted model, not a curated record. The transcript has a single exon. Gene Ontology annotation, biological process: regulation of transcription by RNA polymerase II. Gene Ontology annotation, cellular component: PcG protein complex; transcription regulator complex. Gene Ontology annotation, molecular function: DNA-binding transcription factor activity, RNA polymerase II-specific; RNA polymerase II cis-regulatory region sequence-specific DNA binding. Lineage: Eukaryota; Fungi; Ascomycota; Saccharomycetes; Saccharomycetales; Saccharomycetaceae. Bases 1 to 1245 code for a protein of 414 amino acids.
AUGACUAGGAUACAUAAUGAUGAGAAUUUGAAAUCAGAAAAAGGUUCUCUUAAUUAUCUAGUUAAUGGUCCAACGAUAUUGAAUGAUGAAUCAGACCCAUUGACUAAAAGUUCCAUUGUCAAACCUGUCUUAGAGAAGACACAGUUACCAGCGAAAAGUUUCAGUAUUUACCAAGAUCAUAAAACGGAAGAAUUUGAUAAUCAUAUUGACUUACCUAGACUUGUAACAAAUAAUAGAUCUUUUUCUGAAUCGACAGUCUCCGAAAAACUGGGCUUGGGACGACAGUCUCUUCCAAUAGCGGGAAAAGCAUAUGAAUCGAUUGAAAAUCAACAAGCCAUUACCUUAUCUAAUGGGUUACACAAACCAACGUUAUUACAUCCUGUAAAUAAUCCCUCUGAAAUGCAAGCAGCACAGCAUUUAGCGUAUGGAGCUGCUAGCGAGAAAUAUUAUAACGCUAAUGGAUUCGAUCAGACUCGACGCGGUAAUAUGCUUUCGCUUGAUAAUACUGGCCUAUUAGAUAAUAAGCUAAUCAGAAGAGCAACCUCUUUUUCUCCAUUUUUAAUUUAUCCUUCACCUACAGUCUAUCAAUCAAUUGAUCAAUGUCAUGUUGUAGGCUCUCACUUACCGGCCUAUAUUGCGAACAAUACGACAGGUUUACUUAAUGAACAAAAUUUGAGCCAAAGCAAUGCUAUGGUAGGUUUUAUUGAGAACAGUCUGCAACAAACAUCAAAUUCUUCAAAAUAUGGCAUGAAUGGUGAUUUAGAUUGUGACAAUGUAGCUUUUCAAAAUAAUCAAUUGAUGGCAGGUCCCAUAUUUCAACAAUCUUUGAAUAUACCACCACAUUACAGAUAUAGUUCUAAUGUCCAACCAGUGUACUUGACUCCAAUUCAAAGUUGUGGUUAUGCUAAUUCGCCACUUUCAUACCAAAAUGGAAUUUUCACUUCUAAUAACGGCUUAAUACCGGCAGAUAACCAAGUUUGGACCAAAAAGGUGAAGAAAAAAAAUCAAUGUCCAAUCUGUGGUAAAACAGUGACUAGAUCUAGUUCUUUGCUUCCGCACAUGUUUGUACAUACUGGGGACAGGCCGUAUCUCUGCAAGUGGCCUAAAUGUGGGAAAGCCUUUAAUGUCAAAAGCAAUAUGAAUAGACAUUAUAAAUUGCACCUAAAAAAGGAAAAAGAGCAAAGAGAACAGAGUGAUGGAGUAGAAACAGCUGAGACAUUGAGUCCCCUUCAACGAGAGCAAUGA